Molecule: messenger RNA, 5214 nt
Organism: Galeopterus variegatus (Sunda flying lemur)
Lineage: Eukaryota; Metazoa; Chordata; Mammalia; Dermoptera; Cynocephalidae
Gene: RPGRIP1L
Product: RPGRIP1-like
Exons: 26
Coding region: 95-3904 (1269 amino acids)
Biological process (GO): non-motile cilium assembly; retinal rod cell development
Cellular component (GO): photoreceptor connecting cilium
Molecular function (GO): thromboxane A2 receptor binding
Source: RefSeq, a predicted model, not a curated record
AUGUUUUUCCCGUGCUCCUCUCGGACAGCCGCCCAACACGCCGUCGCCGCUAUAGCAACGGUAGCUAGCGGCGGGGAAAGAGUGGCGAUAGGCCAUGUCUGGUCCAACUGAUGAGACUGCAGGAGACCUGCCUGUGAAAGAUAUAGGUCUAAACCUCUUUGGAAUGGGAGGGUUACAAGAAACUUCAACAACGCGGACAAUGAAGUCUCGCCAGGCAGUUUCACGUGUCGGUCGUGAAGAACUGGAAGACAGAUUUUUGCGUUUGCAUGAUGAGAACAUUUUACUUAAACAGCAUGCCCGCAAGCAAGAGGAUAAAAUUAAAAGAAUGGCCACCAAGUUAAUACGGCUAGUUAAUGACAAGAAAAGAUAUGAGCGGGUUGGUGGCGGCCCCAAGCGGCUGGGACGAGAUGUGGAAAUGGAAGAAAUGAUUGAGCGGCUGCAAGAGAAAGUUCAUGAGCUUGAAAGACAAAAUGAAGUCCUCAAAAAUAGACUAAUUUCAGCCAAACAGCAACUUCAAAUCCAGGGUUCUAGGCAAACUCCGUACAAUUAUGUGCAUUCUCGCAUUAAUACUGGCCGCAGAAAAGCAAAUGAAAAUGCGGGCUUACAAGAAUGCCCCAAGAAAGGUAUAAGAUUCCAAGAUGUAGAUGUAGCAGAAACUCUACAGCCCAUGCUUACAAAAUAUGGCAACAGUUUACUUGAAGAAGCCAGAGGAGAAAUAAGAAAUUUAGAAAAUGUUAUCCAGUCACAGAGAGGCCAGAUAGAAGAGUUAGAGCAUUUGGCUGAGAUUCUGAAAACUCAGUUGAGGAGAAAAGAAAAUGAAAUUGAGUUAUCUCUUCUUCAGCUUCGAGAACAGCAAGCUACAGAUCAAAGGUCAAAUAUUCGGGACAAUGUAGAAAUGAUUAAGCUUCAUAAACAACUAGUGGAGAAAAGCAAUGCUCUUUCAGUAAUGGAAGGAAAAUUUAUUCAGCUUCAAGAGAAGCAAAAAGCUCUUAGGAUCAGCCACGAUGCCUUGAUGGCAAAUGGAGAUGAGCUAAAUAGGCAACUUAAAGAGCAGCGUUUAAAAUGCUGCAGUCUUGAGAAACAAUUGCAUUCCAUGAGAUUUUCUGAAAGAAGAAUAGAAGAGCUACAGGAUAGAAUUAAUGACUUAGAAAAGGAACGGGAACUUUUAAAGGAAAACUAUGAAAAACUUUAUAACAGUGCCUUCAGUGCUGCCCAUGAAGAGCAAUGGAAGUUAAAGGAACAGCAGCUGAAAGUACAGAUUGCUCAGCUUGAGACUGCCUUAAAAUCUGAUCUAACAGACAAAAGUGAAAUCCUUGACAGAUUAAAAACUGAAAGAGACCAAAAUGAGAAACUCACUCAAGAGAGUAGAGAACUACAGUUACAGUAUCUGGAACAAAAGCAACAACUUGAUGAACUAAAAAACCACAUGAAGUUUUACAACCAGGAGAGUGCUAUAAAUGCUGAUGAACUGAGUGAAGCUCUCCUGCUUAUAAAGGCUCAAAAAGAACAAAAAAAUGGAGACCUUUCCUUUUUAGAGAAAGUAGACGGUAAAAUUGAUAAAGAUCUAGAACGCUCCAUGAGAGAACUGCAAGCAGCUCAUGCAGAAACAGUGCAAGAACUUGAAAAGACAAGAAACAUGCUAAUUAUGCAACAUAAAAUUAAUAAAGAUUAUCAGAUGGAGGUUGAAGCAGUGACCCAUAAGAUGGAAAAUUUGCAACAAGAUUAUGAACUGAAAGUGGAACAGUAUGUUCAUCUUCUUGAUAUCAGGGCUGCCCGCAUCCAGAAACUUGAAGCCCAAUUAAAAGAUAUUGCCUAUGGCACCAAGCAGUACAAAUUUAAACCAGAAAUCAUGCCAGAUGACUCUGUUGAUGAAUUUGAUGAAACCAUCCACAUAGAACGAGGUGAAAAUCUGUUUGAGAUCCAUAUCAACAAAGUAACCUUUUCUUCUGAAGUUCUACAGGCAUCUGGAGAUAAAGAGCCUGUCACUUUCUGUACUUAUGCUUUCUAUGAUUUUGAACUACAGACAACCCCCCUAGUACGAGGCCUUCACCCAGAAUAUAACUUCACUUCUCAAUAUCUUGUUCAUGUUAAUGACUUAUUUUUGCAAUAUAUUCAGAAGAAUACUAUCACGCUUGAGGUCCACCAAGCUUAUAGCACAGAUUAUCAAACAAUAGCAGCAUGUCAAUUGAGAUUUCAUGAAAUUCUGGAAAAAAGCGGUCGAAUAUUUUGCACAGCAAGUUUGGUUGGAACUAAAGGAGACAUCCCAAAUUUUGGCACAGUGGAAUACUGGUUCCGAUUAAGAGUUCCCAUGGAGCAGGCAAUCCGACUUUAUCGAGAACGGGAAAAGGCCUUGGGAUAUAUAACAUCAAAUUUUAAGAGGCCAGAGCAAAUGAAAUCCUUAAGUCAGCAAGCACCCAAAACUGCUCAGCUCAGUUCUACAGAUUCCACAGAUGGCAAUUUAAAUGAACUUCACAUUACAAUAAGAUGUUGCAACCACCUGCAGUCACGAGCAAGCCACCUGCAGCCACACCCCUAUGUUGUGUACAAGUUUUUUGACUUUGCAGACCAUGAUACAGCCAUCAUUCCCAGUAGCAACGAUCCACAGUUUGAUGAUUAUAUGUGUUUCCCAGUGCCAAUGAAUAUGGAUUUGGAUCGAUACCUUAAGUCAGAGUCUCUGAGUUUCUAUGUGUUUGAUGAUAGUGAUACCCAGGAAAAUAUUUACAUAGGAAAAGUCAAUGUGCCUCUGAUUUCAUUGGCACAUGACAGGUGUAUCUCAGGAAUUUUUGAGUUAACAGAUCAUCAAAAGCAUCCUGCAGGCACCAUUCAUGUUAUAUUGAAAUGGAAAUUCACUUACCUCCCACCGAGUGGAUCAAUAACAGCUGAAGACUUAGGAAAUCUCAUUCUCAGAGAAGAGCCAGAAGUUAUCGAAAGACUACCUCCAACAUCCUCUGUUAGCACAUUAGUCGCAGCACCAACACCUAAACCAAGAAAACGUGUAACACCUGUAGAUAAGAAGGUGUCUUUUGUGGAUAUCCCACCACAUCAGAGUUCUGAGAGUUCUACUACUGAAGAUAUGAAGGAAAUUUCAUCAGAAGUGGAGCAUACACCAAAAAUAGAAAUUAAUACGCCAUCUGUUUCACAUAUUCCUGAGGUUUCACAAGGAAUCGGUGCAGAUAAGGUAAAAGAGAAUACUGAGAAAGUGCAGCAAGGAAAGGAGAAUGAUGUGUCUUCACUAUCCGAGGGUCAGCUUGCAGAACAAAGCUUGGCUUCUUCUGAAGAUGAAACAGAAAUAACAGAGGAAUUUGAACCAGAAGAUGAAGAGGGCAGAUCAGCUUCUGACAGUGAUGAUUGUAUUAUUCCAGGUCCUAUAUCCAGGAAUAUCAAGCAGCCAUCAGAAAAAAUUCGGAUUGAGAUCAUAGCUCUAAGCCUUAAUGAUUCUCAAGUAACCACGGAUGACACUAUCCAACGGUUGUUUGUUGAGUGCCGAUUCUAUAAUCUUCCUGCCGAAGAGACACCUGUAUCACUUCCAAAACCCAAGAGUGGGCAGUGGGUCUACUAUAACUAUAGCAAUGUGAUCUACGUGGAUAAAGAAAACAAUCAAGCAAAGAGAGACAUCUUAAAAGCUGUACUACAAAGACAAGAGAUGACUAAUAGAAGUGUUCGCUUCACUGUGGUCAGUGACCCUCCAGAGGAUGAGCAGGAUCUGGAGUGUGAGGACGUCGGCAUUGCUCACGUCGACCUCGCUGACAUGUUUCAGGAAGGAAGAGACAUUGUGGAGCAAAAUAUUGAUGUUUUUGACGCACGAGCAGAUGGUGAAGCUAUUGGACAACUCAGGGUAACAGUUGAAGCUCUCCAUGCCCUGCAGUCUGUCUAUGAGCAAUACAGAGAUGACUUGGAGGCUUGAAAGAAACUGCUCCAGAGGCAUUUCAUACUCUUGAGUAAAUGCUCACAUGAAAGCUCCUAGAUGAGAUUUUUAUAAUUACUCUGGUGUAUAUAAUCUAUAAUUCAUGGGAGGCUGGGAGGAGGGAGACCUGGGUUUGAAGUGUUUAAGUUUUGUAUACUUUUUCAUUUGUUUAUUUUUCUAUUCCCUCCUUCCCUUGACUGCCACCCCUCAGGACUUAAGUUCUCCAUAAUGGGCAGCACCUUCUCAAUAAUUUAUACCUAGAUGAUAGUAUGAGAAAAUCUAUUUGCAUUUUCAGCAUUUUCUCAUGAAGAACUGAAAUGCAAUUCCCAUUUUUAUUUUUAAUAAGCAAAAGCAUAAAUCUUAGAAAACCUAUGAAAAAGAAAUACUUUUAUGUUAUCCCUAAUCAUCCCACUAAAUGGAAUGCCUGUGAUUAGCCUCAUUAGGAGUUUUAUACUGUGAAGAUUUUAUUAGAAGCAAUAUAUGAAAAUUACUUGGAUUAAUGUGUUAAUCUUCCUCUUUAAAAUGCUAAUAUCCAUUUUAUGCACAUUAAAGCUCAGUAUGCAUUUUCUUUGAUGCAUGCAGUUUCUAUCAAUUAAAUAUAAAGAAUGAGACUUAGCACCAACUUAUUAAAUUACUGCAAGUUUUUGUUUUUCUUAAAAAUUACAGUUCUUCCUAUUUGUGUUAUUUUUAUGUAUUUGUAUGGUAUAUGGCAUCCAGUGGUAUGUGUGUAAAGAGGAGAUAGACAUAAAUAGAUUGAUAGAUGUGAAAUUUAUACCUUGAAAACUUAGCUUAUGACACAGAAAGAAAUUACUGAAAGUAUGACUCAAAUUCUACUAUACUUAGACAUGAAAGGAGUAUCUUUUUAUCAUUUUUUAAAAAUUUACAUCAAGCCAGUACAAUGCUGGGGUGUAUCUGGAUAACCAGAUCCUCGAAAAGCAGCUCAGAAAGUUAAUUUUCUAGCUUUUACCCAAUCUCACUGAAGGAUUUAAUUGAUAUUUUUAAUGGAGCUGUGAAUCAAUGCUGCAAAGGAAUUGUCUCUAGAGGUCUAGGAUAUAAUGCAUUUCAUUUUUUAAUUUACUUUUUUAUUUGUCGUUUUCUUCAAAGGAUUUUUAUAGGCUGUGGGUUUUCACUGUUUGCAAACAGGCUAUGUUCCUUCUUAAGCAUAUGUAAAGUAUUCAGGAAGAUAAGUAAUUUAUUAAAAUCUACCUAAUUUGCCGUGAUAUAUUAAAUCUCUGCUUCAGUGAUCACAGACCAUUUCAUUUAGAGAAUUAGGCAUUCCCUCUUUGUGUGAUUAAAGCUCUGGAAAAUGA